UUCCGUCUCCCUCCCACUCUCUGUCUCUCUCUGCCUCUCCCUUUAAAGAAAAAAAAAAACUAAGCAGAAUCGGUUUCAUCAGCUUAGCCACUAAUCUAAUCCACCACCAUGGCAACAACGACUUCCCGCCGCGUAACCACCGGCUUGAUCACCUCCGUCCAAUCGCAUUCCACGCUUCGACCUCGAUCAAUGAUCUCUCUAAUCCGUCGAAAUCACCACAUCAACCUUCGUCUACCGUCGCCAAUUGCCUCCGCCUCCAGGCGGUGGUUGAUCGAGGCGGUGCCACCGCACGCGAGAUCGUCCUGGGAUGGUUCUGAUGACGGAGGAGCUCAAGCGGAUGUUAAAAAGCCAGGGGUGUGCGGUUACGCGAUCACCGGUAACGAGAUUGAAGGGAGUAGUGACGAGCUUGUGGAGGGAGAUCAACAGCGUGUCAAUACGAUGGAGAUGGUGAUGUGGGCGGCGGCUACGGCGUCGUUUGGAGUUGCGAACCGUGUGAUGUACAAGCUCGCGUUGGUUCCGCUCAAACAGUAUCCCUUCUUCCUCGCACAACUCUCCACCUUCGGGUAUGUAGCUGUAUAUUAUUCAAUCUUGUAUUUUCGAUAUCGUGCUGGAACUGUUACAGAUGAGAUGCUCUCGGUGCCUAAGAUGCCAUUUUUAAUUGCUGGCGUCUUGCAGGCUUUAGCUGCAGCUGCUGGGAUGGCAGCUACAGCAAAUCUCUCGGGGCCAUCUACUACAGUUUUAUCUCAGACAUUCCUUGUCUGGCAAAUCUUCUUCUCCAUUAUAUUUCUCAGGAGGAGAUAUAGCGUAAAUCAAAUACUCGGAUGCACUCUUGUAGCUCUUGGUGUAGUCGUCAGUGUGGCAAGUGGAUCAGGUGCUGCUCAUUCCUUAAAGGAAGCUGGAGUAUUUUGGAUUCUUCUUAUGGUCCUUUCUUACCUUUUUCAAGGAGCAGAUACAGUUUUGAAGGAAGUCAUCUUUAUAGAUAGCCAGAAAAGAUUGAAGGGAGCUUCACUCGAUCUGUUUAUAGUAAACUCAUAUGGUUCAGCUUUCCAAGCCAUCUGCAUUGCAUUGCUACUUCCAUUUCUCUCAAAACUUUGGGGCAUACCGUUUAACCAACUCGGUAGCUACCUAAAAGACGGCGCGGCUUGCUUUCUCAACGUCGGGACAAUGACAAAAGGAUGUGAAGGGGCUCCAUUGCUGCCUCUGUUGUUUGUGGUAGCAAACAUUGGCUAUAACAUUGCGCUUUUGAGACUCCUCAAGAUUUCAUCGGCGGUGGUUUCAUCUCUUGCAUCGACAGUGUCAGUGCCAAUUGCAGUUUUCUUGUUCACAUUGCCGUUACCUUACCUUGGAGUUGCAUCGUCGCUUCCAAAAGGGUUCAUGGGAGGAACAGUGGUACUUGUAUUGGGAAUGCUUGUUUACAGUUGGACACCACAAGAACCUAACCCUUCUCAUUCUGAUUCAGUCAUUCCUUCACCUCCUCCCACUUGAGAGAGAGGGUUUAAUUAGAGUUUUUGUUUUUACUAAGAGGUUUAUGAAUUAAUUGUAUCAAACUAGAAAAAAAAAUGUAAGAUCUGAAUAUCAUAAAAUAUUUCGAUGAUGUUAAUUGGAAAAGUUGACAUUUUUGAAAGUUGCUAGCUGGAUUUUCAUAUUA
Molecule: messenger RNA, 1648 nt
Organism: Raphanus sativus (radish)
Lineage: Eukaryota; Viridiplantae; Streptophyta; Magnoliopsida; Brassicales; Brassicaceae
Product: protein CLT3, chloroplastic
Exons: 8
Coding region: 109-1485 (458 amino acids)
Source: RefSeq, a predicted model, not a curated record